This is a messenger RNA of Mangifera indica (mango), 1284 nucleotides long. RefSeq names its product protein transport protein SEC13 homolog B-like. The coding region runs from base 185 to 1090 and encodes 301 amino acids. The transcript is spliced from 2 exons. The record is from RefSeq and is a predicted model, not a curated record. Gene Ontology annotation, biological process: protein import into nucleus; COPII-coated vesicle budding. Gene Ontology annotation, cellular component: nuclear pore outer ring; COPII vesicle coat. Lineage: Eukaryota; Viridiplantae; Streptophyta; Magnoliopsida; Sapindales; Anacardiaceae. Gene Ontology annotation, molecular function: protein binding; structural molecule activity.
UUCUUAGGCCCAUUUCAUUUUCUCUCCUCUUAAUUGGGAAUUACCCCAACUCGUCUCCUUCCUCAACCGACAAUUCACGAGUUUAGCUUUUCAUCGCAACGGCGCCGUUUUUUCUCGUAAAGGGACCCAUUAUUGGGAAGAAUAUUUUGUGACUGUUCAAAUUGUAGUGUGAGCAUUGGAGAAAAUGCCUUCAUUGAAGAUUGAACCUGGUCAUGAAGAUACAGUCCAUGAUGUGGCAAUGGAUUACUAUGGUAAGCGCAUUGCCACUGCAUCAUCGGACUACUCAGUUAAGAUCAUAGGUGUGGGCAAUAACACCUCUCAGCAUUUGGCUAAGCUGAGUGGUCACAAAGGACCUGUUUGGGAGGUGGCUUGGGCUCACCCGAAGUUUGGGUCCCUGCUUGCAUCAUGUUCUUAUGACGGGAAUGUCAUUAUCUGGAAGGAGGGCAAUAAUAAUGAGUGGACUCAAGCUCAUGUUUUUGAUGACCAUAAAUCUUCGGUUAAUUCAAUUGCUUGGGCUCCUCAUGAACUUGGCCUAUGUUUGGCCUGUGGUUCGUCUGACGGGAACAUAUCAGUUUUUACUGCAAGAGCUGACGGUGGCUGGGAUACAUCAAGGAUUGACCAAGCUCACCCGCUGGGUGUGACUUCUGUGUCAUGGGCUCCAUCAACAGCACCUGGUGCCCUUGUGGGUUCUGGCUUGCUUGACGCAGUUCAGAAGCUUUGCUCAGGUGGUUGUGAUAACACUGUGAAGGUGUGGAAGCUGUACGAUGGGCUUUGGAAGAUGGACUGCUUUCCAGCUCUUCAAAUGCAUACUGAUUGGGUUAGAGAUGUUGCUUGGGCACCGAACUUGGGGCUUCCAAAGUCUACCAUUGCAAGUGCCUCUGAGGACGGAAGAGUUAUCAUAUGGACUGUGGCCAGGGAAGGAGAAAACUGGGAAGGUAAGGUUUUGAAUGACUUCAGGAUCCCUGUUUGGAGAGUCAAUUGGUCAAUGACUGGAAACAUAUUGGCUGUGGCUGAUGGGAACAAUAAUGUAACAUUGUGGGAAGAAGCAGCAGAUGGGGAUUGGCGACAGGUGACAGUUGUUGAGCCAUAGAACUUAAAGUUUUCCAGUUUUCUCAUGUAAUGCAGGAUCAUGUUUCAGAUCUUCAUUAUUAACUUCUCUUAGGAAUUCAUGAUGAAAGAAAAAAUCUUCUGUUAGGACUGUAAACCCAAGACCUUGCUUCUUUUUUUAUGUUAUUGCAAAGUUCAGUGAUUUUAUGGAAGUAUUUGAAAUUUAAAAGUUUUCAA